Molecule: messenger RNA, 582 nt
Organism: Necator americanus (New World hookworm)
Lineage: Eukaryota; Metazoa; Nematoda; Chromadorea; Rhabditida; Ancylostomatidae
Exons: 1
Coding region: 1-582 (193 amino acids)
Source: RefSeq, a predicted model, not a curated record
AUGGAAGCAUUCAACGAUGAAUGGACAAACCUAAUGACGGCUGACCCCAGCGAAGUUGCCACGUUUCACGAGUUUAUCACUAAGUAUGGUGAUUAUAGUGACGAUAUGCAGAACGCUAUUGCAAUAUUGAACAAAAUGGACACCGACGAGACUCUCAUCUACGAUGAACUCGCCAAACAACAAAUUGUUCCGCCUUCCCCUGCUUACCCGGUUCAACAAACGCAGAAAGACGACGACCAAAUGCAAAAUGGACACGCAUAUUCCAUGGACCCGCCUUGGUCACGCCCGCUCCAACUACCUACUUCGACAGCCCUUCCACCCAUAUAUCCCAUACCUCCCACUGACCACUCAUCAUCACUUUUCUCCAACAAUCGUCGGUUCCCUCCCCAGUCAGAUCCCAUCGUCCAUUUACCAUCCAUCCACCUUCUUCGUCCAUCGGUCAUCGCCAGCUCCAUCCACAAUUGUCUCCAUAUGACGUCACCUACCCUCCGCUCUCGUCAAACCCUUUCCCCCAAACGCGUCCCUCAACCAACGAUCCUAUCAAUCAACAAGCAACAGCUUCACAAGAGAGUCCGAACUUGA